Messenger RNA from Echinops telfairi (small Madagascar hedgehog), 2290 nucleotides. It is a transcript of the gene SCARB1, whose product is annotated as scavenger receptor class B member 1. Gene Ontology annotation, molecular function: low-density lipoprotein particle binding; lipid binding; scavenger receptor activity. Gene Ontology annotation, biological process: cholesterol import; recognition of apoptotic cell; plasma lipoprotein particle clearance. Bases 1 to 1515 code for a protein of 504 amino acids. The record is from RefSeq and is a predicted model, not a curated record. Lineage: Eukaryota; Metazoa; Chordata; Mammalia; Afrosoricida; Tenrecidae. The transcript is spliced from 12 exons. Gene Ontology annotation, cellular component: caveola; cytoplasm.
AUGGGCAGCCGCGCCAGGGCGCGCUGGGCGGCCACGGGGCUGGGUGUCUUCGGGCUGCUGUGCGCCGUGCUGGGCGCCGUCAUGAUCCUGGUGGUGCCCUCGCUCAUGAAGCAGCAGGUCCUCAAGAAUGUGCGCAUUGACCCCAGCAGCCUGUCCUUCAACAUGUGGAAGGAGAUUCCGGUCCCCUUCUACAUGUCCGUCUACUUCUUCCACGUGGUCAACCCCAGCGAGGUCCUGAAGGGCGAGAAGCCCCAGGUGUGGGAGCGCGGACCCUACGUGUACAGGGAGUUCAGAUAUAAGACCAACAUCACCUUCAAUGACAACGACACGGUGUCCUUCCUGGAGUACCGCAGCUUCCAGUUCCAGCCAGACAAGUCCCACGGCUCAGAGAGCGACUACAUCGUCAUGCCCAACAUCCUGGUCCUGACCGCGGCCUCGAUGAUGGAGAACAAGCCCAUGAGCCUGAAGGUGUUCUUGUCCCUGACCUUCAGCACCCUGGGCCAGCGCGCUUUCGUGAACCGCACGGUCGGGGAGUUCCUAUGGGGCUACGAUGACCCCCUCAUGAACUUCAUCAACCAGUACUUCCCGAACGCCUUACCCGUCAAGGGCAAGUUCGGGCUGUUCUCUGAGCUCAACAACACGGACUCGGGCCUCUUCACCGUGUUCACGGGCGUCAAAGACUUCAGCAAGAUCCACCUGGUGGACAAGUGGAAAGGGCUCAGCAAGGUCAACUACUGGCAUUCCGACCAGUGCAACAUGAUUAAUGGGACUUCUGGACAGAUGUGGGCCCCGUUCAUGACUCCCGAGUCCUCGCUGGAAUUCUACAGCCCCGACGCCUGCCGGUCCAUGAAGCUGAUAUACAAGGAGGAGAGUGUCUUCGAAGGCAUCCCCACCUACCGCUUCGUGGCCCCCCCUACGUUAUUUGCCAACGGGUCUGUCUACCCGCCCAACGAGGGCUUCUGCCCAUGCCUGGACUCCGGGAUCCAGAAUGUCAGCUCCUGCCGAUUCGGUGCACCCCUGUUCCUCUCGCAUCCCCACUUCUACAAUGCAGACCCGGUCUUGGCAGAGGCGGUGCUCGGCCUGCACCCAGAUAAAAAAGAACACUCCUUGUUCCUGGACAUCCACCCGGUGACUGGGAUCCCCAUGAACUGCUCUGUGAAGCUGCAGCUGAGCCUCUUCAUGAAGGCAGUCAAGGGCAUCGGACAAACGGGGAACAUCAAUCCCGUGGUCAUGCCCCUGGUGUGGUUUGAAGAGCGUGGCGCAAUGGAGGGCGAGCCCCUGCACACCUUCUACAUGCAGCUGGUGCUGCUGCCCAUGGUGCUGCACUACGGCCAGUACGUGCUCCUGGCGCUGGGCUGCGCCCUGCUGCUCGUCCCCGUGCUCUACCAGCUCCGGAGCCAGGGCCCGGAAGAUGCCAAGAGCCAGCCCAGCCUGGUUGCUCAGCCAGACCAGCUCCCCAGCUCCCCACUUCUUCAGGACUCACACAGCGGACAGCCCACUGGCCACAAAGCCUAAGUCACCGGGCCUCCCCCUCUCCUCCUGCCAUUUCCACAUGCAGGUGGGCACCUGCACAUGCACAUCAGCAUGCGUACACAACGCAACACACCGGUGUGUGCAGACACACUCAGGGAUGGAGCCACGGCGGAGGGGACUCGGCCACAGCACUGUCCCCAAAUCUUCUCUCAAUUGGCCCACAGGCCUCUGUGCCCCUGCUGUGGGCACUGGUCCCCCCUUGGUUGAGCCUUGAGUCCCCAUUUCACUGUUGGGUCCUCCCAGUGACUCACACUACCCCUCCCCAGGUGCAAAGGGGCUUCACACCCGGGGGCGGGCAGUGCAGACUUCCUGUGUCAAGGGUGGGCUGGCAGGCGGCCGUGGCUCAUCACCCAGGCCGAGACCAGACCCACCUGGGUGAAGCGCCUGCGCCUGGGCCUCAAGAAACCUGAGCUUCGGACGGGAUAGCGCUGGAGUUUCCAUCUCCCUCCAUUGGCUCAGGCACCAUUUUUUGGUGUCUGGGGCCUUUUUCCAACAGUUGAAACUGACUUCAUCCUGGACACUGAGCCGGCCACACCCAGGCUGCCGUGGCAGCAGGUUGUCCUGAGAUGCCUCUCCAUGGGGUCCCUUGGCUUUUGGGUGCCAGGGCAGAGGCGGGAAAGAGGUGGGAGACCCCUUUGCCUGGUGCUUUUUAUCUCUGGGGCAACCCUCAGUCUCGUUUCUACUGGAAGAAGAAAUGAAUUUUAAUGUCUUUUUAAAAUAAUUCAUGAUUGAAGUAAUAAAUCUUUUAAAAAGCCAA